AUGGCACAGAUCGAAGUAGACGCUCUACCUGAGAUAUUCGCCAAUAAUUUUUGGGGUAAGGACGAGGCAGGCUAUGAAGCCCUUGUAACACGCCUUAGAGAGGCACGUCAGACAUGUGAAGAACUAAAAGCAAUGUUUCAUGAAAGAGCAGUUAUUGAAGAAGACUAUGGUCGUCGGUUGCUAAAAUUAUCUAAAGCUCCGCUUGGCAAAGAUGAAACCGGUACCCUUCGGGAGGCAUUUGAGACAACACGCACCGAAUUAGAGACAAGUGGAAAUUCACAUAUUGAGCUUGCCCAACACAUUAGAGACGAGCUGGAGCAGCAACUUAAUAGUUUUAUUGUACAACAAAAGGAAAGAAAACGAGAGCAAACAGCGAUCGUUGACAGAAGUCUCCGGAAUAAGCAAUUACAGAUGACUUAUGUCCAGAGGGCAAAAGAAAAGUAUGACGGAGAAUGUAUUAAAUUGAAUGGAUUGAUGUCAUCAAGACAAUCGGCAAGAGGAAAGGAGCUGGAAAAGUUAAACAUGAAAAUCGAAAAGGCUCAGCAGUCGUCUCAAAUGGCAGAUCAAGAAUAUAAGCAUUUUGUUAAGACAAUGGUCGAUUUAACACAAAGAUGGAAUUACGACUGGAAAGCGGCUUGUGAUACAUUUCAAACCUUAGAAGAAGAAAGAAUAGACUUUACAAAGAACAAAAUAUGGGCAUAUUCAAAUUUAAUAGCAACUGCGUUAGUGGUAGAUGAUGAGUCGUGUGAGAGGAUCAGAAUGACGUUGGAAAAAUGUGACGUAGCCAAAGAUAUUGCGACGUUUAUAAAGGAACGAGCGACAGGGCCGCAAAUUCCAGGCAUGUACACGACUAAGUCAGUUUCAUAUGUCAACUUUUACGCAACGCAGAAGGAUCCGGGACUGCAAUACACUACGGCGGAUUUCGAAAGAAACCAACCAUACGUUAUUAAAACUGUUGCAAAUCCCGAGUUAGAUACACCAAUAGACAAUCAAAUUUCUUCGAUCACCUCAGCGACACAGCCGCCUUUAUCAAAUGCAACACGAUUAAAUACGUACACUCCCCCGCAGUUAACCUCCGAAUCUACUCCGGCAUUUAUUAAUGAUCCAACAACCGGCAGUAGACGAGCGUCUCUAUAUGCCUCCGUAUCCUCCUCCAAUGCAAUGAACGCUACAACUAAAGAUGCCCCGCUUCCAGCAACACCGGACGCUAUCACCGAUGAGGAACCAUUAAAUCCACAAGCACAACAAAUACUUACCGUAGGCUCUAAUCAAUUUUCAGUGAAUACCACCGCGUUCAUAGAUGAUCCAAUUGCGGCAGCAUUGGCGGAACUGGAACGUGCAGAACAGUCUGAGGGCAAUCUAGAACAACGGACUACGUCUACCCAGGCUACAUACAAUCCUCCUUCACAACCUCCUCCGGAUUACUUUAAUUCAACAACUAUUCCUCAAAAACCCGGAUUUCCUCAGUCAUCCCAAGCACCGCCGCCUAAUGUUUCGUCAACUAGUGGAGCGCCACCACAACAGCAGACGUCUCAAUCAGUAAACCAAGAAACAAUUCGCUCUGACUCAAAUCGCACGUCUGGUGGUAAUGCUGUACUGGGCAUCACUCUCGAUGCACAAGGGCGAGUAAUUCAGGAUAGUCUUGCUGAGGAAUAUGUUGCUAACGGUAAUCGUCUUCCCCUGGAUUCUGCUCGAUUUCAAAGUGUUAACAACGCGACGCGAAAUUCGGUCGAUCGCGGUCAAUCCUCCAUUCAGGCACAACAAUUUCGCACUUCUAUGUAUCAAGCGGCCCCAAAUGGCCAGUAUGGAGCGCAGGUUCAAUCAAACGCCUCGAUGCGUGCCCAAUCUUUGACAAACACUCAGUCUCAACGACUCAAUCCGGUAAUGACGCGGAAUAGUAGUCUAAUUAAUUCGCCUCCAAGAUACCUAUCCGGGUCGGGUCAUCCACCAGCUGUGCUGCAAGGACAACCGGGACCUUACCAGCAAAAUAGGGGACCAAAUAACUUUGGAAGUCAACCGUCUACAAUGCAGAGACAUUCUACAAUACAACACAAAUAUGGUGGUACCCCUGGAAGGAUCAGUUACAGUGCUGACGGAAAACCGAUACUAUUUCAUGUUAGAGCAAUGUAUGAUUACACAUCUAAUUUACCCGAGGAAAUGUCUUUCAGAGUGGGAGAUAUUAUUGCCAUUUUCAGGACUCAGGAUGAUGGAUGGUGGGAUGGUGAAAUUGUUGACAGUAGA
Molecule: messenger RNA, 2241 nt
Organism: Paraglomus occultum
Lineage: Eukaryota; Fungi; Glomeromycota; Glomeromycetes; Paraglomerales; Paraglomeraceae
Source: the annotation of a GenBank genome assembly